Truncatella angustata is the source of this 1477-nucleotide messenger RNA. RefSeq lists its product as uncharacterized. The record is from RefSeq and is a predicted model, not a curated record. Lineage: Eukaryota; Fungi; Ascomycota; Sordariomycetes; Amphisphaeriales; Sporocadaceae. Gene Ontology annotation, molecular function: serine-type endopeptidase activity. Bases 192 to 1196 code for a protein of 334 amino acids. The transcript is spliced from 2 exons. Gene Ontology annotation, cellular component: membrane.
CCGGCUCACAUGGCCAUUUAACGCCAUGGUGGUCUGUAUGAAAACCCCACUAAUUGUGGCAGAUUGAGGCGCAUUCCCCAAAUGCGUGACUUGGGUUAUCUGGUUGCCCGCCAGAUGCAUCAAUCGUUGCACUUCAACCUCAGGAUGAGCUCGAAACUGCUAGGCACUCGGCAGUGAUACCAUACGCCAGCAUGAUGUUCCGUUUACACGUAGGCCGUCAGGCUCUUCCCCACCUUACGGUCCGAUCGCCUCACAUUGUCAGGCGUAGGCUCGGAGUACAUCAUUUCAGCACUCGCUAUGAAUCACAACAGCUACCACCCGUCCGGGUUCUCGGACCAGCCCUGUGGUGUAUCACUGCUGUAGGUACCAUCUACCUUGGGCUCGCAGCCUUGGAGGUCCGACGCGACGUUAAGAAUUUCACCAAAUAUGCUUGGAAAAGUUCUCCAGCAACAUAUGACGACCUUGCCGCUGCCACUCCUAGAAAAAGAGUGGAACCCAUACCUUCAUAUGGGUCGUUGCAUGGCACGCCGAUGGAAAUAUGGACUAGAACCCCCGAAACUGAGAGGUUUCUUUUUGGCAAUAUUGCCAUAAACUCGGCCAUUUUUAUUGCUUCUUCACUUCCAAGGUCGGAUCUACGAUUCGACUAUCUGAGUCACAUGCCUAUCGCGAAUCGCAACUUCACCAUGUUCACAUCAAUGUUCGGCCAUGCCUCAGGCAUGCAUCUCCUCUUCAACAUGUACUGUUUAUACAAUUUUGGCCCUGCUGUUGCUCGAGCGCCCGCUUUCCAAAACAGCGGCUAUCAUCUUGGGGCAUUCUAUCUUUCUUCUGGGGUGCUUUCGAGUUUGGUCACACAGAUUGAGGCCAAGAUACCGUCACGACGUUUUUAUUCUGGUUUGGGAGCUAGCGGAGCAAUCAUGGCAUUGAUCGGCAUUUUCGGCAUGUCUUACCCUAGUGCGCAGAUUGGGAUAAUUCUCCUGCCUGGUUCCAUAGAUGCGCAAUCAGCUCUUGGAUGGAUCGCAGCUUUCGAGACCUACGGAAUGAUCUUUGGUAUUCCUUUUCUCCGAUGGGGACAUUCGGUGCAUCUGGCUGGGCUAGCGAUUGGUGCGGCAUAUGCUCACUUCGAUGGAAAGGGUCAAAUAUGGGAUGGGUCAAGGAGACUGGCCUUCAACCAAAUGCGACGGCUUAACGUGGUAUAAAAACGUGGCGUGGUUUCGCCUCGGGCGCAAAAUCAUAACUAACUCUGUGUAAGAUAAAGAGCAAUGGUGGAUCUCAAAGUCUAGGGGCAGUCUAGUCGUUUGAUGAUAGAUGCCUUGAUCGGUUUUGACUUUGAUCGAGAUCUGUAAGAGAAGCAACCUGUGUUGUAAGUAAGCGAAGCAGAGAAUGUGCGUUCAAUUCACAUCUUCGCCAGCAUGUCCCAUAUGGCACGUCUUUCAAGUCGACUCAAAACAGCAUUCCAUAUAAUAUAUACAUUAAGUUU